UUGUUUCUUCCUCGCAGAUGGUGCUAUGAUGCCAUCUUUGUUGGACAUUCUUGAGAUCCCUACAACUGCUUUCAAGACAGAAAGUGGUGCAAAUUUGAGAGCUGGUAAACCAGACAUAUACUUGAAGGGAUCGAGGCAUAGAAAAAUUUCUCUUGAUGGAGCGGCUAUGAGGAUGUUUCUCUAGAGGGAACUGUCAGUGCAGGUCGUGAUGUCGUGCCAUCAUCUUCUGACAUACAUGAGGUUCCUAUAUCUGCUACCAAGACAGAGCGUGAUGCAAAACUGAGAGCUGGCAAACCAGGCAUAUACUUGAAGGGGUCGAGACAGAAAAAUUUCUCUGGAUGGAUCAGCUAUUGAGGAUGUUCCUGAAGAGGGGAUUGUGUGUGCAGAUGAUAUUUUGAUGCCGUCAUGGUUUGACAUUCAUGAUAUUCCUAUAAGUGUUGAAUCACCAAAAGAUGAAAUGGGAGUUCUUGAAGCUGUUCAAAAUGUGCAUGGUUUGAUUCACAAGGAGGUAGCUGCUGGCAUAAGUCCUGAAAAUAUAUUUGUCUGUGGAUUUAGACAAGGAGGUGCCUUGACCCUAGCAAGUGUAUUGCUCUAUCCUAACCUUGGGGGCAGUGCAGUUUUUAGUGGAUGGGUUCCUUUUAAUUCUUCGAUCAUGGAUCACAUUUCUCCUGAAGCAAGAAAGACACCGACUUUGUGGUCCCAUGGUAUGGUUGACAGGACAGUGUUGUUUGAGGCUGCGCAAGCUGGUCCCCAAUUUCUAGAGCAGGCUGGCAUGAAAUGUGAAUUUAAGGCUUAUCCUAAUCUCACCCAUUCCAUAAAUAAUGAAGAACUGCAAUCACUGGGAUCAUGGAUUAAGGCUCGUCUGAAGUCUUCUUUUUGAUGAAGAUCUUCAUUCACGAUCAGUUCACAUCAUCUAUAGGCUGGCUCCUAAUUUUGUAGCUGUUUCAGUGCGUCCUAGCUGUCUCGUGAUUAUAAUCAAUUUGCAAAUGUAACAAAUUUUGACCUUGAAAAACUUGAGGAGUAUGUACUCUAAUUUAUUGAGAUAAUCGAGAAUUUGUUCUGUUUGCUGCCAAAUGUAGCUCUGAAUUCGAUAAACCCUGAAGUUUGUAUCAACUGUAAACUAUACUCAAACUCUGACGUUAUAGAUAUGCAUGCU
Asparagus officinalis (garden asparagus) is the source of this 1156-nucleotide messenger RNA. Its product is annotated as probable carboxylesterase Os04g0669500. Gene Ontology annotation, cellular component: cytoplasm. NCBI's taxonomy places the organism in Eukaryota, Viridiplantae, Streptophyta, Magnoliopsida, Asparagales, Asparagaceae. Gene Ontology annotation, molecular function: carboxylic ester hydrolase activity; palmitoyl-(protein) hydrolase activity. The record is from RefSeq and is a predicted model, not a curated record. Gene Ontology annotation, biological process: protein depalmitoylation.